This is a messenger RNA of Rotaria socialis, 693 nucleotides long. The record is from the annotation of a GenBank genome assembly. NCBI's taxonomy places the organism in Eukaryota, Metazoa, Rotifera, Eurotatoria, Philodinida, Philodinidae.
AUGUCAUUACGUCAUCGUCCAUUGAAAAUAAUUGAAACAUUCGACGAACAAUUCUCAUCAUUAUCAUCGGAUGAAUUGAAAACAUUCGUUGAUCAUGUUCGUCAUCGUUUAGAUGAUAUCGAUGAGAAGAAAGAAGUAGGUCCUCAAGAAGAAACCACUAUAUUUUCUCGAGUUUGUCUUUUAUCAUUUUUAUUAAUGCUUCAAUCGGGUUCAUCGUUUAUUUUACAAUCAUUUUCGGAACUCAUUUCUCAUCAUAUUUUAAUCACAAUGUAUUUAACCAUGCUUGUGGGUGCUGGUGGAAAUGCUGGAAAUCAAGCAGCUGUAUUAGUUAUUCGUCGUUUAGCAACAUCUCGAUCAUUUUCAAUUCGAUCACUUAUUAUACGAGAAACAUUUUCAGCUCUAAUAAUUGGUACCGCUGUAACAUCGAUUGGUUUUGUUCGCGUAUGGCUUGAAGAACGUGGUGCAAUUUUACCUUCGGUAACCAUUGGUCUAGCUUUAUUCUGUAUAAUAACUACGUCGAUUUUACUUGGUACACUUCUUCCGAUAGUUCUACAAUGUGUUCUUCAUAUUGAUGCUGCUCAUGCAGGCCCUAUCAUUCAAGUUAUUAUGGAUAUACUCGGUGUAUGUAUAACAUGUGCCAUUGGACAAACAUUUCUUGUUAAUUUAGCUUUUUCUAAACAUAAAGAAUUAUAA